This is a messenger RNA of Symbiodinium necroappetens, 1827 nucleotides long. Lineage: Eukaryota; Dinophyceae; Suessiales; Symbiodiniaceae. The record is from the annotation of a GenBank genome assembly.
AUGGUGUCGGCAUUGACGCUCAACUCCGAGGACGGCAGCCUGAGCGUCCUUGACUUGCUCCAAAAAGCAGCGGACGUCCACACUGCAGAGCUUACCGCGGUCAGACAACUCCUGGAAGAGGCAUCCGAGGCGCUUCGUCGGGAGCAGGAACGGUCCAAGCGAUUUAUUCAACGGCAAGACUCGGCGUCGCUGCUGCCACCUACACCUGCCUCGCGGCCACCGAAACUCGAAGUCACAGGCGAUGAUGUGCAGCUGCAUAAGAAGCUUCCCGGCUCCGUCGACGCUUCGGAAGGUCUGGUGCCAGAAGCAGCCACCAGCGCAAAGGGCUCUUUCCGCAGCGCUAACUUCCAGGGUGUGCUGCCCUGCGACGAGCCUCCCGGGUCCCGCCGCCAUUCGCGUCUCUCCGAGCUCCCGGGAUCGACGCCUCCACCGGACCUCAAACUGGCAGCGGCAUGGAGAAGGAAGGCAGCCACCACCACCUCGAAGAUUACAAGGACUGUCACCAACGGUGUUCCCGGCGAUCGCGGCCUGGAGGAUGACUCCGACCAGAGCUACAUGCUGCACUUGUUGAACAAGUUGGUUCUGGAUCCCAGUUCUCCGAAGCGCUUGUUCUUCGAGGUUCUGGGACUGUUCCUCAUCAUCUACGAUCUCUUCUGGCUUCCCAUGCAGGUUUUUGAUCCCCCGGGAAACGUCUUCACAGAGGCGAUGGGGUGGUGCUCCAGCAUCUAUUGGGCUCUGGAUAUUCCAAUGUCCUUCCUGGUUGGCCAGAUCCUCCAGACAAAGGGCAUCAUUGAGAUGCGGGUGAGAGCCAUUGCAGGCAUCUACAUCCGCGGCUGGUUCUGGUUCGAUAUCCUCGUCGUCUCAGUGGACUGGGCCCUGAAUGUCUACGAGAUGGUCACCAACACUCGCAACGUUGGAGGAAUCAGCGCCCUCCGACUCGGCAAAGGAGUGCGCAUCCUCCGCGUCUUUCGCCUCAUCCGUGUGUUGAAAGGUGGUGGGAUGCUUCAGGAGCUGCUGGAUACGAUCCACUCUGAGCACUGUAUCAUCAUAGUCGGAAUCGUGAAGCUUCUUGGUCUGAUCCUCUGCGUGAACCACUUCAUCGCGUGCGUGUGGUUUUGGAUUGGGAGACAAGAUCCCGACGGCGUAGACACGUGGUUCUAUGACAAUGCCAUCAUUUCCAAAAGCAUUCCUUAUCAGUACUCUACUUGUUUGCAUUGGAGCUUGACGCAGUUUACGCCGGCAUCGAUGGAAGUCUACCCCACCAAUGCCACGGAGCGGAUCUUCUGCGUGUGCGUCAUCGUUUCUGCAAUGGUGAUUUUCUCUUCUUUCAUCUCUGCCAUGACGAACGCCAUGACUCAGCUUCGGACUCUGAACAAGGACAGGAACGACCAGUUCUCGUUGCUUCGCAGAUAUUUGACCCAGUGCAAUGUGUCUGGAGGGCUACUUGCGCGGGUUCUACAGAGUGUGAACUCUGCCAUGAACAGGAACAAGCGGCGUGUGCACGAGGAGGACAUCAGGGUGCUGUCGAUGCUUCCUCUCAGUCUGCGGCAAGACCUCAACUCCGAGGUCUACUCUCCCACGUUUGCCAUGCAUCCCUUCUUUGCUGUCUGCAGCUCUUGUUUCGAGCCCCAAGUCCGCAAGCUCUACUCUGUGGGUCUGAAAGGAAGGUCACUGCCGCCGAACCAGGAACUCAUCACUUCUGGCGAAGCAGCCACGACGAUGUAUUUCAUCACAUCUGGGGCCUUGAGCUACAAGUGUGACAAGCAGCUGUCACCGCUACCAAUUCUGCUGCAAGAAGGCAGGAAGGGCUCUUGGAGAGAGGCUUGA